This is a messenger RNA of Rotaria sp. Silwood2, 2100 nucleotides long. The record is from the annotation of a GenBank genome assembly. NCBI's taxonomy places the organism in Eukaryota, Metazoa, Rotifera, Eurotatoria, Philodinida, Philodinidae.
AUGUUUUCUUAUCUUCUACAAUUCUUAUUAUUAUGGGAAUUGGCAAGUUACACUGAAGCGUAUUGGAUUCGAGAUCUUUCUUAUUGUCCACGUAAACGUGAAGUAACACGACAACGUCAAUGUUUUAAAUCAUGUUUUGAUGAUAGCGAUUGUCAAAGUCGAUAUCGUUCAUGUGUAUGUGAUUAUGAUUGUGGCAUGUCAUGUGUAAAACGAGGUAUCACUUGUCCGUUUUUAACUCCUCCGGAUCAUGGAAAUAUAAUCUAUUCAAAUGGAAAUAGAUUUGGUUCACGUGCUACAUAUGAAUGUGACACAGGUUAUGUACUUGAAGGUUCAAAAUAUCGACAUUGUCAAGGUGAUAUGUGGUGGGGUCCAAGCAAUUCUGUACCUUAUUGUGCGAAAGAAGUUUUUUGUAAUCAACCACCAGAUAUAAUGAAUGCAGUUAACGAUGUUCCGAGUACAAUUACAACAUUUCAUGCUGGUUAUUCAGUUAAAUAUACAUGUUUAACGGGUUAUGCUGGAAAUGGUACAACAACAUCAGAAUGUACUUUUUUAGGUCAAUGGACAUUUGCAACAUUAAAAUGUGCUCCUAUUGAUUGUGAUUCACCGGGUAUAUUACGUAAUGGAUUUUUAAGUGGUGAACGAUUCGAUUAUCCAAAUAUCAUAGCAUUCUUUUGUAAUGAUGGUUUUGAACUUAUUGGAAAGGAUACAACAAGAGCUUGUCAAGAAAAUGGUUUAUGGUCUGGUACAAUGCCUUUUUGUCAAAAAAAAGCCUGUGGGCCACCUCCAUUAGUUUCUCAUGGUCAAAUAAUUCAACCUGAUCGAACAACAAAUGAAACAGUUCAAUAUAUAUGUCAAGAUGGAUAUCAAUUACAUGGAUCAUCAAUUUUAAAAUGUAUAUUAUCUCAAUGGCAACCUACACCACCAAUAUGUGAACCAAUAACAUGUGAUGAUCCUCAAACAAAUUUUAAUGGUUAUAUUGAAUCUUUAUCAAAUAAUAACUCAUCAAAAUAUUUAAUUGAUACAAUAGUAAGAUUUCAUUGUUCAUCAGAUUUAAUAUUACGAGGUUCACGUAUAUCCAAAUGUCAAUUUAAUGGAAGUUGGCUACCAAAAAUUCCCAACUGUGAAAAACCCAUACCUUGUUCAAUUCCAUCGUUACCUCCAAAUGGUCGUUAUCGAAAUUUUCGUCCAUUUAUACAACAAAUUGAUGAUGGUAGUCAAUUAGAAUAUGUAUGUGGCAAUUCUCGAUAUCGUCGUCGAAUAUUUUGUCGACAAGGAAAAAUUUUACCACGAAUGCCAAAAUGUUUUAAUGAUUGUCGAGUUGAAGAUGAACAAAUAAAAUUUUCAAAAAAAAAUUAUCGUCAUAGAGAAAAAGUUUAUUUUACUUGUAAUAAUCAUAGUUUACCUUCAAUAAACAAUGAAACAAUACUUUGUAUUAAUGGAAAUCUUUCUAAACAACCUGUUUGUCAACCGAUUCUGACAAUGAUGUGUGUCGUUCCUCACACACUUUUUCUACGUAAUAUUGUAAAUACAACAAUUUCAUCUGGAACAUCAUUUCAAAUUGGUUCAUCAUUUUCAUAUACAUGUAUUCAAGAUUAUCAACCAGUUAAUCAAUCAGCAACCGUUGAAUGUCUUGACGAUGGAAAAUUAUCACAUCAUGCACAUUGUGUACCAAAAUCAUGUAAAGAACAUCCACCAGUAAUAAAUAAUGGUCGAACAAUAUUUCAUUCAACAACACAUGGUUCUAUGGCACGAUAUAAAUGUUUUCCAGGUUACAAACUAGAAAAUAAUAAUCUAGUAAAAUUAACAUGUCAAUUUGGUUUAUGGUUACCAAAACAACUACCCAAAUGUUUGCCGAUUUUUUGUCCUAAUCCUGGCCCGCUGUUAAAUGGACGAAUAUAUGUUGUACUUAAAGAUGAACGUGUGUCACCAUUACCAAUUCGAAGUGAAUUUCGUUCUUACAUACCAAACGUUAGUCAUGGUCGAACCAUUGAAUUUGAAUGUAAUUCAGGCUAUGUUCUUCAUGGACCAACUGGAUUAACCUGUAAUCAUGGUCGAUGGAUGCCUAAUGAAAGACCACGCUGUGUUACUGGUGAAUUCUAA